AUGAAAGUUCGUAUGCUUGUAGUACGAGAUGAUUGUUUUGGAGAUCCUGAUACAGCAAAAGGCUGUCUUGGAUCAGCCGGCGUAAUAUUAAUAGCAAAAAUAGCUGGUGCAAUGGCUGAAGCUAGCGAAAAUAUAGAUGAUAUUUACGGCUAUUGUCAAUCAGUAUCAGAUUAUUUACGCACUUGUAAUGCAGUGUUAAGAACUCCUUUGCCAGUGAACGAAUGUAAUUGUACAGAAGAUCGCUCUGGUUUACCAGUACGCGUUAUUUGUGAAUUAGGUAUUGGCUUACAAGGGGAAAUGCCUCAGCAAAAAUUAGAAAUACAGACUGCACAUGAAAUGGUAUCAGCCAUGUUAGACGUUAUUUUGAAAGUUUAUAUCCGGCCACAUGUAUCACCAGUGUCAACACCAAAUACUAUUCCAUUAAUUGUAAUGGUAAAUAAUUUAGGUUCAAUUACACCAAUUGAAGAGAAAAUUAUAACAAUGGAAGUAGUCAAGCAAUUACGUGAAAGAAAAUUUAUUGUACGAGAAAUUUACUGUGGUACUUUUAUAACAUCAUUAGAUAUGAAAGGAUUCUCGAUCACUAUUGGAAGUGUCCUGGAGGAUUCUUUAAUAAAUGCAUUGCAUGCACCAACUAAAGCGUACGCUUGGAAAAAUUGCAUACCACAAGAUUUAACGGACGACGCAAAAAAAUUAAAACUUCCAAUUAUGUAUGAAAAUGGAGAAAAUUUGAUUGUCACUCCUACCAAUUUUGGUGGAAGUUUCGUACUUAAAACAUCUCAUGCUUUACCAACAAUUAUUAAUUUUGCUUUGGACGCAGUGAUUUCAAGUGAAAAACAAUUAAAUAUCAUUGAUAGUAUCACGCGUGAUGGUGAUACAGGAAGUAAUUUUUUACCUUUUGCGCGAUACUUACAAUAUGAAAUAGCAAGUGGGAAGUUAGAAACACGACAACCCGGGAAAAUAUUAUGGUCAAUUGGAAAAAUAGCGGAAACACGAUUUCCUGGCACAUUAGGUGCUCUCUAUGCAGUAGGUUUUCAAGCAGCAGCUCAAGUAUUUCUAGAACAACCAUCUUCAGAACAUGUUACAAGCCGUAUUUGGAUGGAUGCCCUUCAAGCAGCAAUUAACACAAUUUUGAAGUAUGGCGAGGUGAAUAUUGGUGAUAAAACGUUUGUUGAUAGUUUAAAUGGGGCAUUAUUAUCUAUGCGAUCUUUAUCAGAACAAAUAUUAGAAACCAAUCCAUUGUUAGUGAUGUCGGCAGCCACUGAAGGAGCUGAACUCGCUACAGGUAACACUGUGCGCUGUCCAAAUGAGAAAAAACCAUUCAUAAAAUAUCCGGAUGCAGAAUUUAGUUACCUAUUCUCCAGUGCUAUGCAAGGUCACUAG
This is a messenger RNA of Chrysoperla carnea, 1380 nucleotides long. Its product is annotated as putative 3,4-dihydroxy-2-butanone kinase. The record is from RefSeq and is a predicted model, not a curated record. The transcript is spliced from 7 exons. Gene Ontology annotation, molecular function: glycerone kinase activity. NCBI's taxonomy places the organism in Eukaryota, Metazoa, Arthropoda, Insecta, Neuroptera, Chrysopidae. Bases 1 to 1380 code for a protein of 459 amino acids. Gene Ontology annotation, cellular component: cytosol. Gene Ontology annotation, biological process: glycerol catabolic process.